Messenger RNA from Salpingoeca rosetta, 4305 nucleotides. Its product is annotated as Glrp1 protein. Gene Ontology annotation, cellular component: membrane. Gene Ontology annotation, biological process: calcium ion import across plasma membrane. The transcript has 3 exons. The record is from RefSeq and is a predicted model, not a curated record. The coding region runs from base 1 to 4305 and encodes 1434 amino acids. Lineage: Eukaryota; Choanoflagellata; Craspedida; Salpingoecidae. Gene Ontology annotation, molecular function: protein binding; monoatomic ion channel activity.
AUGGAGAUGAAGCAGCUGCCAAGAGCCACCAGCAACGCCCAGCACGCUGGCGCACCCGCUGCCCCACGCGCCGGGAUCGUGCGGGUGAAGAUGCGGCUCGAUCGGGUGUUCUGCGUCAGCGAGGACGGCGAGUACGCGUUCUGUGGCGCACAGCAAAGCUGCUACAUGCAUCGCGUUCACCUCCGCACGCACGAGACGGAGGAGAUCAACCUCACAAGCGUCAUCGAUCUGCCCCCGCCCGAACCAGAGGAGGAGGACGAGGACGACGACGCAGCCUUUGGCCACUUCGCCGCGCCACACCCACGCCAGGAGCCGCCACAGGCCAAGGUCCUGGCAGUGUCCAAGGACGGCAAGCAGAUGCUCAUUGGGCAAGGAACAAAGGCCUUUGUAUGCGACGUGGAAACCAAGACGCGCACGCACACCCUGGACAUUCCACAGCCCACGUCCGAGGACGAGGACGCGGCCGAGCAAGCAUCCUCUUCGAAGCGCAAGGGUGCGCGUGCUUUGCCAGCCACCGCCAACCACGGUCUCUUCGUGCCCAGUCGCGCCCUCAUCGUGCUCGGCACAACUAACAACGGCGUGCAUGUCUGGGACCAGAAGGCGCAGGCCUUUGUCGCCAACUGGUCUGCUUCGCCCAACAAGAGCAUCGCUUGCCUGUGCCUGACCUCCGACGAGGUGCACCUCGUUGUUGGUGCGCAGGCGCGCGGCUUCGGUGGCCGUGUGUUUCACCUCGGAUCUCUGCGUCACGUGUACACCUUUGCGGAAAAGCAGCCGUGCGUCGUGGACGUGUGCAGCGUGCCAGGCCACCCGCGGCGGUUCUGCAGCGGCAGCGAAGACGGCACCGUGCACGUGUGGGACAUGGGCCAGCCCGAGUACCUGGUGGCGCUCCAACACAGCAACUUCAUCUUCGAGGACACCCUCAAGCACAUCAGCGUCACCCCGGACGGCCGUACCCUCGCCACGUGCCAGCGCACCGGCGCCUACAUCUGGGACCUGCACACGUACGAGAUGAAGCAGCAGCUGCCCAUCGGCGAGCGCCACGACGUCUUCUGCGAGGACAUUGCCUGCACCCCAGAUGCAAAACACGUCGUCUUCGUCACCAAGCUCGGUGUGCACGUCUGCGGCAUUGGCGUGCAGGAGGAGCAGCGCACGCUGGUGUACGAAGAGCAGUUUCCGAGCGACGCAACCACAUGCAAGGCGGCCUCGGACGGCACAGCGUGGGUUGUCGUGGACAGCGCCAAGGACCACACCAUCGACCUCUACAAGCCACCCGACAUGCGCCGUGAGGCAAGCGUCGACAUGACGCAGUUCCACAACCGCUACCAGCGCCACGGGUUUGUUGUGAUCACCCCGACGCUGUUCAUCACUAACGCCUCCAACAGCACCACCGUCAGCGCGUGGCGACUCGGCCUCCCGUCCACGCGCGUUGCCGAAUGGAACGUAAACAACGCCAACACAAGCGACUCCAACAACCCCAACAACUCCAACACCGACAACACCAGCAGCGGCAACGGCAGCGACUGCGCCAUUUCAAUCAUGCGCGCAUCCGCUGACGGCAAGCUCUUGUUCACUGCAACCACAAAGGCCGAGCUGUGCGUGUGGGACAUCACCUCCGUCAGUACACGCGGCGCUGGCGUUCCGGUGUGCAUCGCCAAAACGCAGGCCUACCGCUCUGGCGCGUACCACGAGGGCCAGAAGUUUGUGGCCUGGCUUCCAGAUAACAGGUCGUUUGUCUUUGGCCAUGCCACGUACUUGGACGGAACACUGCAGCUCUUCUCCCUCGACAGCCCGCAGGCGUGGCACCAACGCCAGCGACAACGCCAGCGACAACGCCAGUACAGCCACGACCAGCACCACAGCUUCGAUGAAAGCUGCCACCACGCCAACCAGCACCGACACGACCAGCAGCAAUGGCGACAACAACAACAACAACAACAACAACAACAACAACAACAACAACAACAACAACAACAACAACAACAACAACAACAACAACAACAACAACAACAACAACAACAACAACAACAACAACAACAACAACAACAACAACAACAACAACAACAACAACAACAACAACAACAACAACAACAACAACAACGGCAACCCUGCCAGCACCUUGCAUCAGAUUGUAUCCCUCCGGUGGUUGUGAAGCAGUUCAACGUUGGCAACGCCCACACGCUGGUGUUCGCACGCGACUGCGACGUCGUGUUUGCUGUCACCAUGAACAGCCCCGUUGUGGCGUGCGAUGUCAAGUCUGGCAGCAUCACCAAGCUGCUGACAGCGGAUGACAACGCAUCCAGGGUGGUGGUGUGCGGCAAGCGGCUGCUCACCGUCAGUGGCUACGGAGCAACCCGUGCACACGCGAAGGUGGCCCUGUGGGCAGUGUGGCCCGCCGUCAACCCAUACAGCUUGCCGACAGACAGCAGCAACAUCGACAACCUGCACCCUUCCAACAAGGCGCCGCUCACUGCGCUCGUGCCGCUGCGCAUCAAAGCAGCCGUGGCCACACCGCCUGGUGCGUGGCGGUCGCAGCUGCCGGAUAUGACGGUUGGUUCGUGGCUGGCAGCGUCCUCCAGCCGCAUCGAGCAAGUCAAGGCGCUGCUACAUGGCGACGAACCGCGCGUGCAGCUCGUGCACCGGCCCUCCAUGCUCAACACCGCCAUCACGCACUCGCGCGACAUUGAGAUGGUGAAAGUGGUGACGGGCGCAGUUGCCUCCCUGGCGCGCCGGCGCGAUGCUGCUGUGCUGCGCACGCGAGAGGAGGGCGACUACUUUGCCCUGAACAUCGACCUCGUGCCCACGCUCACGGAAGACACGCUGCUGCUGGUCAAGCGCUUCCCGUCUGUCGCUGCCGAGUUCCUGGACAGCCUGGGCCUGGUGCGCGUCACCACGGACAGCGGGUACAACCACCAGGAGACGCGCCUGCCACCCUCGCAGUUGAUUGUCACGGGCACCAACGCCGUCACCAGCGACAAGCUGCUGUGGAAGCGGCUGCGUGAGUCUGGCGACCUGGCGCAGCUUGAAGACGCCAAUGCAGCGCCCACGCUGACAGAGGCACGGAUCGUGCCACUAGCACGUGCUGCCGGUUUCCUCCCAGACGGCUCCAGCCUGCUUGAGACGCUGGUGGACACGGGCGAUGCGGAGCUGUUUGGCAGCUUCAUCGUUCGCGCCGUCAUCCAGUACAAGUGGCAGACGAGCGGGCAGCGCCAGUUCCUGUGGGAGGCGGCAUGGUACAUGCUCUCUGUCGCGCUUAUCACCACCCUCACCUUUGUCUUCAACACCAGCGGCAAGGACGUGGCCCAACUGCUGGGUGCAGCCGACAACAGCAACAGCAACGGCAGCGAUGUGGUGUCGGUGGUGAUCAUGCUGGUGCUGGGCGUGCUGGCUGGCGUGGACAUGGUGCAGGAGGUGCGGCAGUCACGGCUGGUGCACGGCUACUGGCUCGACUUUUGGAACUGGCUGGACGUGACAAAUGUGGUACUAGUGUUUGUGGUGCUGGGCACGUACUUUGCUGGGUGGCACCAUGCGCGCGCGUUCUUAGCGCUUGCGGUGUACCUGCGGUGGUACGGCUUGCUGUACUACCUGCAGCCGUUCCAGUCGACCGGCCCGCUGGUGCGCAUGAUCCUGGCCAUCUGCUUCGACAUGCGCUACUUCCUGUUGGUGCUUGGCAUCAGCAUCGUGGCUGGGUGGACGUCGUUCCGGCUGCUGCUUGUUGAUGAUACCACGCUGCCGGUGGAAGGACUGGGUGACCCGGCCAACGGCUUGCUGCUCAUGUUCAACAUGCUGCUGCUGGCGGACUUUGAGCUGGACACCUUUGACGGAGACUACGUGGUGCUGCUGCGCAUCCUGUUUGUCAUCUCCAUGGUGCUGGUCCCCGUCGUGCUGCUGAACCUGCUGAUUGCGCUCAUGUCGGACUCGUACGAGCGCAUCCAGGACCGCGCAGACAUUGAGUUCCAGCUGCUGCGCGCACGCAUCUUGCGGGAGCAGGACGCGUGGCUGACGCAGGAGGAGAAGAUGGAUGUGCGACGCUUCCCCAUGUGGCUGCACGUGCUCGUGCCCAAGGGCAGCGGCGUUGGCCGUGACGGUGGCAGCGUGCAGUGGCAGGGCGUGCUGCACGCGCUCAAGAAGGAGGUGGCAGACAAGGUGGAGGGCGUUGAAGGGAAAGUGGCGUCAGAGCUGAGCGACCUGCGUGCGCAGAUGGCACGCGAGAUUACCUCUGUUCGUGGACAAGUGCGGCAGAUGGACGAGCGCCUUGCACAGGCCAUUGCACUGUUACAACAAAUGACAUCCUCCCCGCGCGAAUGA